AUGCAUACUGGUGACAAACCUUAUAGGUGUAAAGAAUGUGGCAAGACCUUUAACCAGGUGUCAAAUCUUCACAAACAUUGCAGAAUCCAUACUGGUGAGAAACCUUACAGAUGUCAAGAAUGUGACAAGUCCUUUAGCCAGGUCUCAACACUUUACAGACAUCACAAAAUCCAUACUGGAGAGAGACCUCACAGAUGUCAAGAAUGUGGCAAGUCCUUUAGCCAGGUGUCAACACUUUACAGACAUCACAGAAUGCAUACUGGUGACAAACCUUAUAGGUGUCAAGAAUGUGGCAAGUCCUUUACCCGUCAUGCAAAUCUUCAAACUCACCACAGAAUCCAUACUGGUGAAAAACCUUACAGGUGUAAAGAAUGUGGCAAGUCCUUUACCCGUCAUGCAAAUCUUCAAACUCAUCACAGAAUUCAUACUGAGAAACCUUAUAGAUGUGAAAAGUGUGGGAAGAGCUUCAACAGAUAUUCCUGCCUCACUAGUCAUAAGAGAAUUAAUUCCAAAGAGAAGGCAUAUAAAUGUAAAGAAUGUGGGAAUUCUUUUACCCGUGUCUCAACACUGAAACAACAUCACACUAUCCAUACUGGUGAGAAACCUUACAGAUGUCAAGAAUGUGGCAAAUCAUUUACUCGUCAUACACAUCUUCAAGAUCACCCCAGGAUUCACACUGGUGAGAAACCUUACAGAUGUCAAGAAUGUGGUAAGUGUUUUACCACUGCCUCAAACCUACACAUCCAUCACAUAAUUCAUAUUGGUGAGAAACCUUACAGAUGUCAAGAAUGUGGCAAGCCCUUUAACCAUGUCUCAACACUUCACAGACAUCACAGACUUCAUACUGGUGAGAAACCUUACAGAUGUCAAGAAUGUGGAAAGUCAUUUACUCGUCAUGCAAAUCUUCAAGCUCACCACAGAAUCCAUACUGGUGAGAAACCUUACAGAUGUCAAGAAUGUGGCAAGUCCUUUAACCUGGUGUCAAAUCUUCACAAACAUUGCAGAAUCCAUACUGGUGAGAAACCUUACAGAUGUAAAGCAUGUGGUAAGUCCUUUAACGAUGUCUCAACACUUUCCAGACAUAACAGAGUCCAUACUGGUGAGAAACCUUACAGAUGUCAAGAAUGUGGCAAGUCCUUUAACCAGGUGUCAAAUCUUCACAAACAUUGCAGAAUCCAUACUGGUGAGAAACCUUACAGAUGUACAGACUGUGGCAAGUCCUUUAACGAUGUCUCAACACUUUCCAGACAUCACAGAAUCCAUACUGGUGAGAAACCUUACAGAUGUCAAGAAUGUGGCAAGUCCUUUACCCAUGUCUCAACACUUCACAAACAUAACAGAAUCCAUACUGGUGAGAAACAUUACAGAUGUCAAGAGUGUGGCAAAUUAUUUACCCCUUUCUCAUCACUUCAUAGACAUCACAAACUUUAUACUGGUGAGAAACCUUACAGAUGUCAAGAAUGUAGGAAGUCCUUUACUUUUCAUGCAAAUCUUCAAGCUCAUUGCAGUAUCCAUAUUGGUGAGAAACUUUACACAUGUCAGGAAUGUGGCAAGUUCUUCACUACAUGCUCAAGUCUUAGAAGGCAUCAGAAAAUUCAUACAGGAAAGAAGGCAUAUAAAUUUGAAAACUGUGAUAAAUCAUUUUCCUAUCAUGCAAGUCCUCAAGCUCUCCAAAGAAUUUCUCCUAGUGAGAAAUCUUACAGUUGUAAAGAAUGUGGAAAUUCCUUUACCCGUGCCUCAACACUGAAACAACAUCACAGAAUCCAUACUGGUGAGAAACCUUACAGAUGUCAAGAAUGUGGCAAAUCAUUUACUCGUCAUGCACAUCUUCAAGAUCACCACAGGAUCCACACUGGUGAGAAACCUUACAGAUGUCAAGAAUGUGGCAAAUCAUUUACUCGUCAUGCACAUCUUCACGAUCACCACAGGAUCCAUACUGGUGAGAAACCAUACAGAUGUCAUGAAUGUGGUAAGUCCUUUUCUUGUCGUGCAAAUCUUCAAGCUCACCACAGAAUCCAUACUGGUGAGAAACCUUACAGAUGUCAAGAAUGUGGCAAGGUCUUUACCCAUGUCUCAACACUUCAUAGACAUCACAGACUUCAUACUGGUGAGAAACCUUACAGAUGUCAAGAAUGUGGCAAGUCCUUUACCCAUGUCUCAACACUUCAUAGACAUCACAGACUUCAUACUGGUGAGAAACCUUACAGAUGUCAAGAAUGUGGCAAGUCCUUUACUCGUCAUGCAAAUCUUCAAGCUCACCACAGGAUUCAUAUUGGUGAGAAACUUUACACAUGUCAGGAUUGUGGCAAGUCCUUGACUACAUGCUCAAGUCUUAGAAGGCAUCAGAAAAUUCAUGGAGGGGAUGAUAUUGAAAGGACACUUAAAGCUGAACAUCUUCUUAUUGUCUGCACUGUGAGUGCAGGUUGUCUCUCUUUUAGCAGUAAACAUAUGCAGGACAUCUUGACAUUUGAGGAUGUGUCAAUAGACUUCUCUCAAGAUGAGUGGGAUUGCCUGGACUUUGCUCAGAGGGCUUUGUACAGGGAUGUCAUGUUGGAGACCUACAGUAAUAUGCUCUCUGUCGGUAUUUCAGUGUCAAAACCAAACCUGAUCAGUUGUCUUGAACAAAGCAAAGAGCCCUGGAAUGUGAACAUUAGAGAAAAGGAAGGCAUUGAACAAGGUCUAUAUUCCCAUCAAACACAAGACCUAUUUGCACAGGAGAAUACACAGGAUUCAGUCCUGAAGCUGGUAUCUGGAAUAUUGUAUGACCAGAAACAAGAAAAGCAUUAUAUAAACAAUCAAAAUGAAGAGAGACAAUGCAACUAUAAGGAGUGUGGGAAGAGCUUCAACAGAUAUUCCUGCCACACUAGUUAUAAGAGAAUUAAUUCCAAAGAGAAGGCAUAUAAAUUUGAAAACUAUGAUAAAUCAUUUUCCUAUCAUGGAAGUCCUCAAGCUCUCCAAAGAAUCCCUUUUGGUGACAAACCUUACAGUUGUAAAGAAUGUGGGAAUUCCUUUACCCGUGUCUCAACACUGAAACAACAUCACAGAAUCCAUACUGGUCAGAAACCUUACAGAUGUCAAGAAUGUGGCAAAUCAUUUACUCGUCAUGCACAUCUUCAAACUCACCACAGGAUCCACACUGGUGAGAAACCUUACAGAUGUCAAGAAUGUGGUAAGUGUUUUACCACUGCCUCAAACCUACACACCCAUCACAUAAUUCAUACUGGUGAGAAACCUUACAGAUGUCAUGAAUGUGGCAAGUCCUUUAACCAUGUCUCAACACUUUAUAGACAUCACAGACUUCAUACUGGUGAGAAACCUUACAGAUGUAAAGAAUGUGGGAAUUCCUUUACCCGUGUCUCAACAUUGAAACAACAUCACAGAAUUCAUACUGAUGAGAAACCUUACAGAUGUCAAGAAUGUGGCAAAUCAUUUACUCGUCAUGCACAUCUUCAAACUCACCACAGGAUCCACACUGGUGAGAAACCUUACAGAUGUCAAGAAUGUGGUAAGUGUUUUACCACUGCCUCAAACUUACACACCCAUCACAUAAUUCAUACUGGUGAGAAACCUUACAGAUGUCAAGAAUGUGGCAAGUCCUUUAACCAUGUCUCAACACUUCACAGACAUCACAGACUUCAUACUGGUGAGAAACCUUACAGAUGUCAAGAAUGUGGCAAGUCCUUUACUUGUCGUGCAAAUCUUCAAACUCACCAAAGAAUUCACACUGGUGAGAAACCUUACAGAUGUCAAGAAUGUGGAAAGUCAUUUGCUCGUCAUGCAAGUCUUCAAGCUCACCAAAAACUUCAUACUGAUGAGAAACCUUACAGAUGUCAAGAAUGUGGCAAGUCCUUUAACCAGCUGUCAAAUCUUCACAAACAUUGCAGAAUCCAUACUGGUGAGAAACCUUACAGAUGUGAAGAAUGUGGCAAGUCCUUUAAUGAUGUCUCAACACUUUCCAGACAUCAAAGAAUCCAUACUGGUGAGAAACCUUACAGAUGUAAAGAAUGUGGCAAGUCCUUUAACGAUGUCUCAACACUUUCCAGACAUCACAGAAUUCAUACUGGUGAGAAACCUUACAGAUGUCAAGAAUGUGGCAAGUCCUUUUCUCGUCAUGAACAUCUUCAAGCUCACAACAGAAUCCAUACUGGUGAGAAACCUUACAGAUGUCAAGAAUGUGGCAAGUCCUUUACUCAUCAUGCAAAUCUUCAAGCUCACCACAGAAUUCAUACUGGUGAGAAACCUCAUAAACGUCAAGAGUGUUCCAAGUCUUUUAACCAUGUCUCAACACUUCACACUCAUCAAAGAGUUCGUACUGGUGAAAAACCUUACAGAUGUCAAGAAUGUGACAAGUCCUUUACCAAAAUCUCACACCUUCACAGCCAUCAGAAACUCCAUUUUGGUGAAAAACCUUACAAAUGUCAAGAAUGUGGCAAGUCCUUUACUCGCCAUGCACAUCUUCAAGAUCACCAUAGGAUCCACACUGGUGAGAAACCUUACAGAUGUCAAGAAUGUGGCAAGUCAUUUACUCGUCAUUCACAUCUUCAAAAUCACCACAGGAUCCACACUGGUGAGAAACCUUACAGAUGUCAAGAAUGUGGUAAGUGUUUUACCUGUGUCUCAAACCUACACAGACAUAACAGAAUCCAUACUGGUGAAAAACCUUACAGAUGUCAAGAAUGUGGUAAGUGUUUUACCUGUGUCUCAAACCUACAAAAACAUCACAGAAUUCAUACUGGUACAAAACCUUACAGAUGUCAAGAAUGUGGCAAGUCAUUUACUCGUCAUUCACAUCUUCAAAAUCACCACAGGAUCCACACUGGUGAGAAACCUUACAGAUGUCAAGAAUGUGGUAAGUGUUUUACCUGUGUCUCAAACCUACACAGACAUAACAGAAUCCAUACUGGUGAAAAACCUUACAGAUGUCAAGAAUGUGGUAAGUGUUUUACCUGUGUCUCAAACCUACAAAAACAUCACAGAAUUCAUACUGGUACAAAACCUUACAGAUGUCAAGAAUGUGGCAAGUCCUUUACUUAUCAUUCAAAUCUUCAAGUUCACCACAGAAUCCAUACUGGUGAGAAACCUUACAGAUGUCAAGAAUGUGGCAAGUCCUUUACAAUAUGCUCAAAUCUGAGAAGGCAUCAGAAAAUUCAUGAAAUGGGUCCUCUUCUUAAAAUUCCUUAG
Molecule: messenger RNA, 5181 nt
Organism: Microtus oregoni (creeping vole)
Lineage: Eukaryota; Metazoa; Chordata; Mammalia; Rodentia; Cricetidae
Product: zinc finger protein 208-like
Exons: 13
Coding region: 1-5181 (1726 amino acids)
Biological process (GO): negative regulation of transcription by RNA polymerase II
Molecular function (GO): DNA-binding transcription repressor activity, RNA polymerase II-specific
Source: RefSeq, a predicted model, not a curated record